Racocetra persica is the source of this 707-nucleotide messenger RNA. NCBI's taxonomy places the organism in Eukaryota, Fungi, Glomeromycota, Glomeromycetes, Diversisporales, Gigasporaceae. The record is from the annotation of a GenBank genome assembly.
GGAAUUAACUUAAUUCGAAAAUAUGCCACUGCAUCAGAUACCGUUAGACUAUCCUUUACUCAAUUUGAUCCACCGAAGCUAAAUGAAAUGCCUGAAUGUAGCACAUUAAUAAUUCUUCAUGGGUUAUUUGGCUCAAAACAGAAUUGGAGAUCAUUGGCAAAAAUUUUCGCCCAACGCUUGAAUACUCGUGUCUUUACUUUGGAUCUAAGAAACCAUGGUGAAAGUCCACACUCUGAAGUGCAUAAUUAUGAAGUUAUGGCCAAAGAUGUUGUAACCUUCAUGAACGAACACCAGCUUAAAAGAACAUUUAUAAUGGGUCAUUCUAUGGGAGGGAAGGUUGCCAUGACUAUGGCACUCAUGCAAGUGCCUCAGAUUGAUCAGCUUGUAAUUGUCGAUAGUGCUCCAAUUGAUGCUCGCAUGUCAAAAGAGUUCGAUACUUAUGUCGAAAUAAUGAAAAAAAUUGAGCAAAUUGGAGUCGUGAAACAGAGUCAAGCUGAUGAAAUAAUGAAAAGUUAUAUUUCGGACAUUAAUAUACGACAAUUUUUACUGACAAAUCUUAAAAAAGAUCCAGAAUCAGAAACAUACAAAUUUCGCAUUCCACUAGACGUGCUUGGAAAUUCGCUUAAAACAUUGCACGGAUUCCCUUUUGAUUCUGCUCGCCACACUUUUCAUAAAAGUACACUUUUUGUUGCUGGAACCAAGUCGAA